AUGUCUCGCCGAGACGAUGAUCUGGCAUAUGGCGACUACCAUGGGCAGGAGGGCGACGAGGGAGAUCGCGGCCUCAUAGGUGACAUGGGUCGGCGUUUUGGCUUUGGCAGAAAAGAGAACAACCAACCCGCUUCUUCAUCCUCAAACCAGGGCAGCGGCGGUAUGUCGUUCUUCAAGAAGAUCCACGACCCUCUCCACGGCUUCGUUUCCGACCUCAAGGAUGCCAUAUCCGGCGAUGAUAACGCGCAGAAGCCCCCGCCGGGCACAUAUCAACAGCAGGGCCAACAGGGCGGGCAGCCACAACCUGGGCAAGAGUACCAUCAACAACACCGCUUCUUGAGCUUCGCGCCUGAACGACAUGGCAACGAGACCAAGUGGUAUGUUGACGGGUGCAGCUACAUGUACGCCGUCUCCAUAGCUUUGGAGCGCGCUAAAGAGUCGAUCUGGAUCCUCGACUGGUGGCUCUCUCCCGAGCUGUAUCUUCGCCGACCGCCCGCCAAGAACCAACAGUACCGGGUCGACCGAUUGCUGCAUGCGGCAGCAGAACGCGGCGUCAAGGUCAACAUCAUCGUGUACAAGGAGGUCACGCAAGCUCUGACUCGUAAGUUUUUGAAUCCAACAUUACCAGACUAUCUUCAUUCUCUUUUACCGAGUUCGACGGAUAGUUUCACCAAAGGCCUCACGCGGGUCGGCCUAGAUGUUAUAUUCAAAAGUCUUGAAGAGUGGGAAAAGACAGAUCCGCUGAUUGCCCCUCCUAUUACAGUCUCCUCAGCUCAUACCAAACACCACUUGGAAGAUCUUCACCCCAACAUUGGUGUCUUCCGACACCCCGACCAUUUGCCAGAUGCGGCGGUACUACAGUCUUCGUUCUUCGCGUCGAUGAAGAACAUGUCCUUCACCCCAGCAAAGCUCGCCCAGCUGCCCGGAGACGGCCUAAAGGCGAUUUACGGUGCCCACGAGGGUACCGUCAUGUACUGGGCUCAUCACGAAAAGCUUUGCCUGAUUGACGGUCACAUCGCAUUCAUGGGAGGAUUGGAUCUUUGCUACGGUCGUUGGGACACUAACCAGCACGCAAUUGCUGACGCGCAUCCCGGCAACAUCGACCGAAUCGUGUUCCCAGGUCAAGACUUCAACAACGCUCGUAUGCUAGACUUCCAAGACGUGACCCACUGGGAGAACAACAAACUCGACAGGACCCAAAGCUCUCGCAUGGGAUGGUCUGAUGUAGCGCUGUGUCUCUCCGGUCCUGUAGUACAGGAUCUUCGUACUCACUUUGCCCAACGUUGGAACUUCAUCUAUGACGAGAAGUAUUCUCACAAAUCUUCCAGAUACACCAGGUUACCGGAUACAGGCAGCGGAGCUCAACAGGCACCUUCGAUGCAACAGCGAGGAUUCGAAGGCGAAGAAGAGGGUGAACGCGGAUUUGGUCGCGAAGAGGAGGGCGAACGAGGACUGUUCGGACACGGUGCUGGUGGGCAUCUUCGCCAAAAGAUGCAGAGUAAAUUUGAGCAGUAUGGUGGCCAAGAGCAUGGACAAUACGGUCAACAACAGUCGCACGCAGAACAAAGCUCUCAGAGGGGUGGGGUGGACUGCCAGAUUGCCCGCAGUUCUGCCAAAUGGAGCCACAACCUUGUCACUACUGAGCAUUCCAUCCAAAAUGCUUACUGUGAGAUCAUCAAAAACAGCAAGCACUUCAUCUACAUCGAGAACCAGUUCUUCAUCACCGCCACUGGCGAUCAACAGAAGCCGAUCAAGAACAAGAUCGGUGCGGCCAUGGUUGAACGCAUCGUUCGUGCUGCGCGAAAUGGCGAGAAGUACAAGAUGAUCGUCAUGAUUCCUGCAGUGCCUGCCUUUGCUGGAGACUUGAAGCUAGACGAGGCAUUGGGCACUCGAGCCAUCAUGGAGUUCCAGUACGACUCCAUCAACCGUGGCGGUCACUCCAUCUAUGAAGAGAUCGCUAGGGCUGGAUUCAACCCGAUGGAUUACAUCCGCUUCUACAACCUCCGCAGUUACGAUCGCAUCAACUCCAGCUCGGUCAUGAAGGAGGCAGAGCAGCGUAGUGGUGUCUCUUACAACCAAGCUCAAGAGGGUUACGAUGCAGCACACGACAACGCACGUGGCUACGAAGCCUAUCGUCCACCACCCACCCAGGAGUAUGGAGUAUAUGAGAUGGAUGGUUCCGGUCGUCCUCCCUCUGGUCACCAGCAGUAUGAUGGUGGCCCACAGAGUCAGGGCAGACCCGAUGACUACGACCGCUACCAGCAGGAAGCUGUCAAGAUCGGUGGUCGACAAGGUCUUGGCGAUGGGCGCUGGGACACCGUCAGCGAGUGCUACAUGCUUGGGGGAGAGGACAUCCGCCGUGUACCUUGGGAGGGCUCUGCUGAAAAUGAGAUGGACGCCUUCGUAUCUGAGGAGCUAUACAUUCACAGCAAGCUUCUCAUUGCCGACGACCAAAUCGUCAUCUGCGGUUCAGCUAACCUCAACGACCGCUCCCAGCUCGGCGACCACGACUCCGAGAUUGCAAUCAUCAUCCAAGACCCCAAGACCGUCGAUUCAUACAUGGACGGCCGUCCCUACCGCGCAUCUGAGUUCGCAGCCAGUCUCCGCAGAGAGCUUUUCAGGAAGCACCUCGGUCUGCUCAAGCCCCAGGAUAUGGAACGCCCAGACGCUAACUACCAGCCCAUCGGCGUCCCCAACCAAUACGACUGGGGCUCCCCCGAAGACCUCCAAGUCGCUGACCCCCUUUCCGACGAUUUCCAGGCCCUAUGGACCUGGCGCGCCCACACCAACACGCAAGCCUUCGGCAAAAUCUUCCACCCCGUCCCCAGCGACGAAGUCAAGAACUGGAAGCAAUAUGACGAGUACUACUCGCGCUUCUUCGGCCAGGACCAAAAGGCCAAGGAGAACAAGAAGCCGAGCUUGUACAAGUGGGGUCAUGUUGUUGCGGAGAACUUCCCCCAGGGCGAGCAGGGUGUCCGGGAGGUUAAGGAGGUGCUGAGUACAAUUAAGGGGAAUCUGGUGGAGAUGCCGUUGCUUUUCUUGAAGGAAGAGGAUAUUGCGCAGGAGGGAAUGGGGUUGAAUGCGCUUACUGAGGAGCUUUACACUUAG
Alternaria conjuncta is the source of this 3108-nucleotide messenger RNA. RefSeq lists its product as uncharacterized. Lineage: Eukaryota; Fungi; Ascomycota; Dothideomycetes; Pleosporales; Pleosporaceae. The transcript is spliced from 6 exons. Gene Ontology annotation, biological process: intracellular signal transduction; cell motility; phosphatidic acid biosynthetic process. Gene Ontology annotation, molecular function: D-type glycerophospholipase activity. The coding region runs from base 1 to 3108 and encodes 1035 amino acids. The record is from RefSeq and is a predicted model, not a curated record.